Salvelinus fontinalis (brook trout) is the source of this 5182-nucleotide messenger RNA. RefSeq names its product rho GTPase-activating protein 28-like. NCBI's taxonomy places the organism in Eukaryota, Metazoa, Chordata, Actinopteri, Salmoniformes, Salmonidae. The coding region runs from base 510 to 2384 and encodes 624 amino acids. The transcript has 15 exons. Gene Ontology annotation, biological process: negative regulation of stress fiber assembly; regulation of small GTPase mediated signal transduction; signal transduction. Gene Ontology annotation, cellular component: cytoplasm. The record is from RefSeq and is a predicted model, not a curated record. Gene Ontology annotation, molecular function: GTPase activator activity.
AAGAGAGGGAGAGUAAAAGAGGUGCAGCGAUGUGGGCAUGUGAUGACCUUUUAAAGAGGGAGUUGAGGCUUGGCGAAGAUGAAAGCAGAGAAGAGGAAUGGUAAGCAGUAAAUGUGUCGGGAGCGGGGCCGCGGAAACGGAGAAGGGGAGGGGUGAAAGACUGGCAGAGAGUAAGGGAAGGAGGGGAGAAAGCUGGACACUGGAAACUUGUGUGCCACCCCGCGGAGUGGGAAUGGGAUGGAGGGAGAGCGCGAGAGAGAUGUGUGUGGGAGGAGAGAUGAGUCUCUGUGGAACCCAAACUCUGUCUGUAGGAGGAUAUCCUGAGAUAGUUGUCCCUGUCUCUCUCUCCCUCUCUCCCUGCCUGGCUUCAAACAGCUUUGUUUAUAUACUCUAGACAGGCACCUCUCUCUAUUUUAGAUCACUAGAGUUCACUCGCUCCCCUCUUCUCUCGAGCUGGAUGAGGAACUGAAAGGAAGGUGCAGUACCAGGGGAUAGGCCUACUAGGCAGGAUGAGUUCUAGGGGGACCAGGCCCUCUUCCCCCCCCAGCCCACCGGAGCGGCCAGCGUCGCGGGACUCCCAGGACUCCAUGGAGGACUACUGGAGCGAAGUGAAGAACAUCGAGGAAGAUGGUCAGCGGGGCCACGAGGACUUGCUGGAGAGGGGCAGUAUGGACGAGGCGGAGCUUGAGGAGGCGUGGCUGCAGGAUGCGGGUCUGUCCACGCUGGUGUCGGGGGUGUUGGGGGAGGGGCCUGCAGAGGCGCUGCUCUCCACACUGUCGCGCUCGCAGGCAGCCAUGGUGAAGAAGCGUGUGGAUAAUUACACCCUGACCGUGAGGAGGAGGAGCAAGCAGCCGACCAGACACGUCCGAGACGUCUUCUCCACGCCAGACACAUCGCCAGUUGAUCCCAUACCCCCUGUCCCCCCCAAGUCACCCAAUGGAGACAUGCCUUCCAGAUGCGUCCACCGGACGUCUAGAGUGCGGCCCGCGUGUCCCAGCUUCUCCCAGAGCACAGAGAGACGUGUUUCAGAGUGCCCUCCCUGCCCACCACCUCAGGACACCUCUGACUCCCUGUCUUUCGAGGUGCCCUACUCCGAGGGCGUCACUGCCCACCGCAGAGGCCGCCAGGGGGACUGCAAGGACUGCCAACGCAUCCGCAGAGAUGACCAUGACCUGCCAACAUUUCAGCUGCCCAGGCCUAAACUGGGCCUCACCCGCAUCCAGGACCUGUCUUGUGAGGACAUGAAGAAGAUCGGCUACAUCUCUUUGAUUGAACUGACCACCUUCUACGACGGCCUGGGCAUCGAGCUCAAGCGCAACCGCGCGGCACGUAGCAAGGCCAGAGAAAGUGGUAUAUUUGGAGUUCCCCUGACCACUCUACUGGAGAAUGACCAGAAGAAGUUCCCUGGGUCCAAGGUUCCUCUUGUGUUCAGAAAGCUCUUGUCCAAGCUGGAGCAGACAGGACUACAGACUGAGGGGAUUCUCAGAGUACCAGGGUCUGCCUCCAGAGUAAAGCAUCUGCGCCAGGAGCUGGAACAGAAGCUCUAUGAGGACCGGUUUGACUGGGAGCAGGUGAGGCACAAUGAUGCAGCGGGUCUGCUGAAGAUGUUCAUCAGAGAGCUGCCUUAUCCUCUGCUCACGCUCCAGCACGCUCCUGCCUUCGCCGCCGCACAGAAUAUCUCCUCUCCCAGACAGCAGAUCCAGGCCCUGCACCUCCUCAUCAUGCUGCUCCCUGAGCCCAACAGAGACACACUCAAGGCCCUGCUGGAGUUCCUGAGGAAGGUGGUAGCCUAUGAGGAGAAGAACAGGAUGGGUCUGUGGAACGUGUCCAUGAUCGUGGCUCCCAACCUCUUCACCUACCGGGGCAAGAAUGCCAAACAGGAGGAGAUACAGGGCGCAGCAGGGGCAGCCCACCUCGUACGGCUACUCAUCACACACCAGGACCUGCUCUGGACCGUGCCCUGCUUUCUCAUCUCCCACGUGAGGAAGUUAAACGAGGCUGGUGCCAGCAAGAAGCCGCCCAGCUCAGAGAAGACGAAGAGGAAGCUGCUGCUGAUGAGGAGGAAGACCAUUGAACGAGAGAAGACUGAGAGGAGCGAGCUCACUGACCUCCGACAAGGGGUCAUCAGGGUUCACGCCCCACUACAUGCCAAGAUCUCCAUGGCGAUCCAGCUUGACAACGAGACCAAGGCCAAAGACGUUAUGGCGCGCUUCGACUAUGAGAACGGUCGUGGCACCAGAAGCACUAGCCGGAGGCCACAUCAGUAUCUGUUUGAGGUCGGAGGAAACAUAGGUGAACGCAGCUUGGACCCUGAGACUCAUCUUUUAGACGUAUACCACGUGAAUCCCCACUGCGAAUGGGUCUUAAAACCCACAACCACAUGAGAACUGAGGAUUCACUCACUCAACACAGAGCACAAGCUUACUGAACCACUGCUCUCUUGAGGUCGUCCUGGUGAACUGACCAUGCAUGGAGGCCUGGGUGAACUGACCAUGCAUGGAGGCCUGGGUGAACUGACCAUGCAUGGAGGCCUGGGUGAACUGCGGUUUCAUCCCCAACUACAGACCACUGAAAAGAGAGACAGCGCUUAAAAAGGAACUAUGGAGAGGUACAUUCUCCUGCUGAAGGAAAGAAGUUCCUGUUUUGUGGGAUUAAACCUUUUUAACAAAUUACAAAAAAAAAGGGCGGAACCACUGUUCUCUGCAAAUAUGGGUUCUGUAUGGAAGUAUUUGGAGGAGGGACAGCUUUGUGAACACGUGCCACACACGUGACCAACAACAUACCAUUUCUGGACAUUCUAAUUGUUUGAUGCCAAAUAUGUCCGCAGCAUGGUUCACCCACUACAGAGGCCAUGGACACAGUAACAGACAAGGAUGGGUCUGAUAAUCAAAUAAUGUUUCCCACUUCAUGCAAGACCCAGUUAACAUAUAUUUGCUAUAUUUAUACCACUAAUUGAUCCUGCUUUUAGUAUUGUCACACAUACUACAGGUACAUUUUGUGUCAUUUGUAAUUGCAGCAUGUUGAUUGCAAAACCAUUGGGAGUGAGGAGAUUCAGAACGAGUGCAUGAUGGGAAGGAACAAGCGGAGAUGGGAUGAUCUGACACUGAAUGCAGACAUUGUUUCCAUCUCCAAUGUUGAAACAACUUCCUUUUCAUGGUCUCCUGUCCUCUGCUGACCAGUGAUCUGGUGUAGUACUGAUCAGAACUAGGCAGGUGAUAAGAAUUUAGUGAACGCCUAUCCAGUCCCUUCACCUGUCAGUGGUCAUGAAGGAAAGGUGAUGAGGACAGGAAGCUGUGUCAGAGUAUUGAAACACAGCCCCACAUCAGAAACGUUGAACAAGGAUUCCAACCAUUGUCAAACCCGCUUUCUCUGCUUUCUGGGUUUGCAUGUUGAACACUUAAACCUCUCCCUCCUAAUACAUCUCCUCAUCCCCAAUGGACUGUAGAUGUGGAAACCAUGUACACACUACAGUAUGACUUAACACUCAACAAUCCUAUGUGUCUAAUCUACGUAGACUUGCAUUACUAAUGACCUGAACUGCAUGCCUGGAGAGUGUUUACAAUACAUCCUCUAAUGAAGAAGAGGAGAAAAGGCCAUUAAAAAAGGAGCUUCAUAGCAGUUUGCCUGACAUGCUUCCAAACUGAUUUUACUACGUUUCACUUCAAACCACAGUGUUCAGUCUGUUUUAACCAGGCUAGUCUUAGCCUGCGUACAGUGUUUGAACUUGUGAAUGUUUACUUUCAGGGCAUGUAUGUAUGUAUGUAUUAGCCCAACCAACCUCUCUCCACUUUGUUCUGGGUCGUUCCACCAACUUUGUGCCUUUUGUGAAGUGUAACUUAGUCAAAAAUAAUGAUUUCACCUCAUUUUAACAUUCUGUCAUAAAGAGCACAUGUUAAACUUAAUUUAAAAAACUGUUUUCUCAUCAAGGUCAAAUUUAAAAUAAAUAAGUUCCUAUUAAGUGCCAAAUAAAGUAACAUGGCUGACUGUAACAGGGUUGAUGUAAUCUAAAAACAGACAUAAAUUCCCUUGUAACUGGGGGAAUAGAAGUGUGUUUGUGAGAAAUUUGAAAGUAAGCUUCAAAAUGUUUUUUUUAUUGUUAAAACAAUUACGUUAUGUUCGACCCCCGCUCACUUUUCCACCACAACACCAGAACAUAGUCCAAAAAAAAGAGUAGAACCAGCUCUCCUGCUUUUACACCAUGGGUUUGACUAGGAAAUGUUCAAUGUUUCUUCUGAAAAAUACAUUUAAAACGGAAUAGUUUCGCCACGUUAAAACGAGUUCAGGUCACGUAACAGGGCUGACCUUUAAAAUGAGGGACAGACGUAAAUGAAUCACUCAUCACAUUAAAUAAAUCUUCAGAAAUGACUUUGUCAGAGAUCUAUAAUAACUAGGGCUUUACAAUGAUGGUGAAAACAUGGUGAGACAUUUUGGGUUUAAAGUCUUUCUAGAGGUCAGAGUGCACAGAGGGACAAGUCAAAAUGCAGAAUUCUGACACUAUUAAAAUAUUUAUUGGAUUCUCCAUGUGGUCUAUAUUAAAGGGCACUUCAUUUAAUAUAGCAGGCUUUAUUGAUGUAUGAUUUCUACUUCGCAUAUUAAAGGCACUCUUUGUGGAACGACCAGUAGUGUUAGCCUAGCCUGGCUUCCAAACUGGUUUCACUUCAAGCCAUAGUAAGUUCAGUCUGGGCUAACCAGGCUAAUCAUAGCCUGCUUGCAGCAUUUGAACUUGUGAAUAAUGUUUACUUGCAGGUCAUGUACUGUAUGUAUUAGUCCAACCAACCUCUCUCUACUUCUACUAUGCUGUGGUGUUACUGUAGUUCAGUGUUUGCCUUUGCCAUGAUUGUCAGCCUUUUGUUGUUACAUAAGUAUUCUGUGGUCCCAAAUCAACCUGUAGAAAAUGCAUUGAAAAGAUCGUAAUGUUCAACAUGACUUUGCUCAGGAUUAUUUAAUUUAUCCUUCCAAAGCCAUUGUGUAAAAAAGAAUUCUGUGAAAGAUGAAUUUGUACCAUAGACUUACUACAAUAUGUGUGUAUUGUCUGUAUAUAGAAUACUGAAUUUUGCACGUUUUUAUUUUAUUUGCUUUCUUUUAUUAUUUGACCACUGCCGACAGUUUUGGCCAAGUGGCACAAUGUAUCACUGACACAAUAACAAUUGAAUAUACUGUAAAGUAAAACAUUUCCUUCUCA